Messenger RNA from Adineta steineri, 2013 nucleotides. The record is from the annotation of a GenBank genome assembly. NCBI's taxonomy places the organism in Eukaryota, Metazoa, Rotifera, Eurotatoria, Adinetida, Adinetidae.
AUGUAUUUAUCACUUCAAACUGUAUGUGGAUGUCAUGGAUAUCUUCUAUUUGAAUCCAUUCAUUGUGAUCGAUGUCGUUCAUUGAUACCAUAUCAAGUUAGUGAUGAAUCUCUCGUUGAUCCUGCUACAACAAAUAAUAUGCUCAAUGGAAGUAAUAUGAAAGCUAUACAAGGUAGUAAAAAUCCAUCUGAUGCGCUUGUACCAUAUAAAAAACCAAGUCAACGACAACAAAGAUUUACAACUGGUCGUAUUCGUUUUCGAGCCUUAUGUCCAUUUUGUAAUAGUUCAACUUAUGUUUUACGUUAUUAUUGUAAACGUGAACGAAUUUAUUAUCAUUUACGUAUUCAAAAUUAUAGUGAAAAUGAACAAACGACAUAUAAAUCAAUUGCUGAAAGUCAAAAUAGAAAUAAUUAUGAAUUAUAUAGUGAAAAACAUCAUCGAAAAAAUAGUUCAGUAACUGAAAGUUUAAAUGAUUCAUCAACAUUAAGUGGUUCAAUUUAUCUUCCAGCACCAUCAACUAUUUUAUAUGAUCAAAGUGGUUUACCAAGUUCAAGAGAUUUACAAAAUGAAAAUGAAAAACGUCUAUAUGCAUUAAAUGAUUUAGAAGGAGAUUUAUUUAAUGUAUUAAGAAAUGGUCUUUAUUAUGAUACAAUUAUUCAAUGUCAAGAUGAUGUUAAAUUACAAGUACAUCGAUGUAUUCUUGGUGGUCGUUCAUCUUGGUUUCGACAUCUUCUAAAUGAAUAUCAUGAUUCAGAUGGACAAGAUGAUUAUGUUUUACAAAUAAGUAUUGAUGAUGUUAAAUCUGAUGUUUUAAAUGAAAUAUUAAAUUUUAUAUAUACAAAUCGUUGUUUAAUUAGUUUAAAAAAUGCACCAGAUUUAUUAGUUGCAGCUAAACGUUUUGAACUUGAAAAAUUAAGAAAACAAGUUGGUGAUUUUCUUUUAUCUCGUCUUACAGUUGAAAAUGCUAUUGAAAUGCUUAUUUGUGCACAUGAAGCUGGUUCGGAAGCACUUAAAUCAGCAUGUAUACGUAUAAUUAAUCGUCAUGCAGAAAAAAUUAAACAUACAGAUAAAUGGCGAACAUUUAAAACUCAAUAUGUUGAUUUAGUACCUGAAUUAUAUGAACAUCGAAUAGAACGUUUAGAACCUUUACAUACAACAUAUUUGCCUGAUGUUUUUUCAGGACCACCAAUACCAUCAGAAAGUCUUCGUACAUUGACGAAAUUAUAUGAUAAUCCGGUUAAACAACGACUUGCUUCACCAACACUACGAAUUUUACCUGCAUCAUCAAGGUCACAACAAUCUCGUUCACCUACUCCUGUUGUUCAAAUACAUCAACCAUAUGAACCGAAUGAAUCAAUAAGACAUGAACCAACAGGUUCGUUUGCUCAUCAAAAUGAUCAUGCACGUCCAUCGAUUAUUGAUCGAGCAAGUCCUGUGAAAAAACCAAUAAUAACUAGAACACAACGUCGACCUAUUCCAACUCCUGUUGCUCCAACUUCUGCACGUUCUGUCUAUUCAACUACUAAACAAAAGUCAGACAUGGAUGUUCAACGUCGUCCAGCCAAUGCUAAUGAAAAAAGUGUUACUCUACCAGCAACUACUCCUAAACAACAACCAGUUAAUACACAAAUACCACAAAAACAACCACUUCCAGUACAACAAAAACAUCCACCACCAGUACAACAAAAACAACCUCCUCUAGCAUCCUUUAAACCACCACCUAUAAUACCAUUAAAACCAGCAGUUCCAACGCAACAAAAACCGGCACCACAAAAACCACCACCACCACCACCACCUCCUCCUCCUGUACAACAAAGAACACCAUCUCCGAUACUACAAAGAUCACCAACUAUAGUAUCACGUAAACUACCACCUCCAGCACCAUCAAAAGUAUCAAGAGGUGUUUCACCUCGAUAUGUAGUUGAAAUUCGAGAGAGUCCUUCAUUAACAGAUAUAGGUCCGGACGAACAAUUCACAUACGCACAACUUAUGAGUAUGGAAAAUAUGGAUUAG